Vigna angularis (adzuki bean) is the source of this 1171-nucleotide messenger RNA. RefSeq lists its product as uncharacterized. Bases 160 to 855 code for a protein of 231 amino acids. Lineage: Eukaryota; Viridiplantae; Streptophyta; Magnoliopsida; Fabales; Fabaceae. Gene Ontology annotation, biological process: ubiquitin-dependent protein catabolic process. The record is from RefSeq and is a predicted model, not a curated record. Gene Ontology annotation, molecular function: ubiquitin protein ligase activity; ubiquitin-like protein conjugating enzyme binding; metal ion binding. The transcript is spliced from 2 exons. Gene Ontology annotation, cellular component: endoplasmic reticulum.
GAAGGUUACUGAUUGGUUUGGAUCUGUUAUCUGCAGAUAAACCAAAAUUGGAAGCAAAGAAGCACAUGAUAUGAAUAUGAUACUGCCCCAUUUCUGCCCUUUUCACCAUUGACUUCCACAUUUCAUCAAUUCUUCUCUCAAUUUUUUCCCUUUCUCCAGAUGGCAAGUGGGUUUGGGGAAUCAACUGGGAGGUCACCCCCAAGCCCUUCUUACUUCAACAAUAAUAAUAGCAAUGAUGCUGGCAAUUUUGAGUGCAACAUUUGCUUUGAAUUAGCGCAAGACCCCAUAAUUACUUUGUGUGGUCAUCUUUUCUGCUGGCCUUGUCUUUACAAAUGGCUUCACUUUCACUCACAGUCACGAGAAUGUCCGGUUUGCAAGGCCCUUGUGGAGGAGGAGAAGCUGGUUCCCUUGUAUGGGAGAGGAAAGACCUCCACUGAUCCGAGAUCCAAGUCUAUUCCGGGCAUGAAUAUCCCACAUCGUCCGGCCGGUCAGAGACCUGAAACUGCUCCUCUACCGGAAACAAAUAAUUUUCCUCCUCCUGGGUUUGGAUUUAUGGGUGGCCUGGGAGGAUUUGCGCCACCGCCAAUGGCAUCAACGAGAUUUGGGAAUUUCGGAUUGCCUGCAGCUUUUGGUGGCUUUAUACCGUCCUUUUUCAACUUUCAGUUGCAUGGGUUUCACGAUGGGGCCUUGUAUGGGGGAGCGUCUGGUUUUCCUCAUGGGUUUUCUAAUACAUUUCAUGGUGUCCAUGCUCAUGGAUAUCCUCUUCGCACUCAUCAAGGUCAACAAGAUUAUUAUUUGAAGAAGCUGCUUCUAGUUGUUGUUUUCUGUGUUCUUCUUGCUUUUAUUUGGCAAUAGAUUGGGUACCAUCUCAGGUUGCUAGCAGAACAAGACUUCUGCUAUGAUAGGUCUUCUGGUGCGCUUUGUUUUGUAACUGAGGAGUAAGGAUAAUGUUCAUAGAAUAAUACUGUCUAAUUACUCUUGUAGUCCUGUUCUUUCUGGCACCCAACUUCCAUGGUAUCCAUGUUUUAAAUUUAAAGCAUGAAAGCAGAACACCCAUUCUUAGUAAUAAAGAUACCAGUUGUAUCACGCAUAGAUAUUAAUCUCAUGGUCAUUAAGUGUUUGAGACAACAAGACACCUGAAAUAGUGAGGUUGUGCUCUUUGUUUUCUUGU